Aricia agestis (brown argus) is the source of this 6529-nucleotide messenger RNA. Its product is annotated as PHD and RING finger domain-containing protein 1. The transcript has 9 exons. The record is from RefSeq and is a predicted model, not a curated record. Bases 256 to 6231 code for a protein of 1991 amino acids. NCBI's taxonomy places the organism in Eukaryota, Metazoa, Arthropoda, Insecta, Lepidoptera, Lycaenidae.
UGGCCGAUUGAUCAUUGAAAGCGGCUUGCUGUCAAAAUAUAAAAAUAAUUUUUGUUAUCGCGCAUGCCAUAAUAAUUUAUGAAGCUCCAAAGUUUUAAUUCGUCGAUUAGUAACUAAAGCUUAAUGAAUUCGAUGUAUACAAUCUUAAAUAUUACAAAAGUUAUCUCGCAAAGGUCAUUUACACCUUUGCAAAUUGCUUCGUGUCGCACCUAUUGAGAUAGCGCCAGCGCUUUUACGCGCUGUUUACAUCCCGAAAUGAGUGAAGACGGCGGCGAUGACUCCCCGCCUCGUCCGAAGCGCAAAAUCAAGAGGGUAAUGAUAGUGUCGUCCGCGUCGGAGUCCGACAGUGAGGAGAGCGUUGUCGUACCUGGGACACGUAGAAAGAGAUUGAGGGUUUUAAGUGAUGAAGAGUCUAGCGACAGCAGCGGGAGCAGUGUGGUGGUGGCGGGAGUGCGGCGGCGGCGCGCCCUGCCCAAGCUGCAGGACUCCGACGCCGAUAGCGACGACUCGGCCGGCUGGGUGACCGACCCGGAUGCGGGCAACCCCGCCACAUCGACGGCAAAACCUACCUCGGGGUUUGCCUCGGACAGUUCGGAGGGCAACUCGGACAAGUGCUCAAUCUGUCUGCUGAGGUUCACGGACCAAGAGACGGGGACCCCGGAGAACUGUGAACAUGUUUUCUGUUUUGACUGCAUCACAGAAUGGUCCAAGAAUGUCAACACCUGUCCAGUGGACAGGAUCGCUUUCAAGUCUAUAAUUGUGAGGGCAUGCCUGGGUGGACGCGUCCUGCGCACUGAAGAGGUGAAUGUGACGGAACGUAGGUCACCAUCAAUAGAAUAUAUUGAGUUCCAGGACCUACCUACUAAUUGUGAGAUCUGCCACAGUCCUGAGAGUGAAGAAACCAUACUGCUGUGUGAUGGUUGCGAUCUUGGAUACCACAUGGCCUGCCUCACACCACCACUCACUACGGUUCCCAUUGAGCAAUGGUUUUGUCCGAAUUGUGCUGAACUCCUAGAAGAUGCCAUUCACCUUUCAGAGGUUGAGGAUUUAUUUUAUGAUGGAGUAGAACUACAGGAAGGACCUCGUCCGUCUGCUCUUCGAGUACCCAGAAAUGUUAGGCGAUCAGCUAGAAACUCAACAAAUACAGAACAACCCUCCACAUCAUCGGGUAUUCGUAGAGCUAGCACGCACCAAGCACCUACAACAUCUCGAUCGACCCGAACUAGCAGAUCGAGCUCUAGUUCUGCCACCAGACGACAAACAUCAUCCAUAAAGAGAAGGCGAAAGAGAAGAAAAACUAAAACCAUAGUUAUUGAAUAUGAAAUUGAAGGAAAUGGAAAGUUUCCUAUAACAAAGAGAGUAACAAAGAGGAUAAAAAAGAGAAAGACGAAACGUCGGCCGCGGACGGCCGCCCGGCGCACCCACGUGCGAGAGAGCGUGCGCGCCAAGCUCGCUGGCCUCAACUCCGAGCGACGCGCCGAAAUAACGCAGGCCGCCAACGCUGCCGUCGGCGUACAGAACCUGGCGAUGCAGAGAUACAGGGCGGGCAUCCCCUCCCUCAACCUGCUGGGGAACCCCAACCAGCUGGACUACUUCUCCGAUGACGAGGAUCACAUCUCGGAGGCGGCCACCACGGCCGUGGCUACGAGACCCACUGUUAAUAUUCUCAGUGCUUACAGACAGGCGAGAAGAAAAAUGAUCUCCGUCCCCUCUCCGCCGCACGCCUCGGCGGCGCCGGACGUUCUGUCCAAUAUCCUGGAGAGUCAAACGUUACUACAUUCGAAAAAGUCGCUCGUGUCGAUCUCUGUGGACGGCAGCAUCAACAUCAAACUGCAGACUCACUCCAAGCAGGACAAGAGGGACUCGAAGGAGCAAAAAGUAGAUCUGACCAACGCCGAGGCGGCUGCCAAGAAGGCGCCGACGUACCCCGGGCAGUCGCGCGGCGGGGGUGGCUGGGGCGGCGGCUACCGCGGCAGCUACCCGCGCGACCACCCGCAGAACAACGCCAACGGCGGCUUCCCCCGGGGAGGCAGCUACGACGGAAACUACGGGGGCGGUUACCAGAGCAGGCCGGGACAAAAUUUCAACAACUACCAGGGGAACGCGCGGCGAGAAGAACCCGAGUACUUCGACAGCUUCCCGCGGCGACCGCAUCAGUUUCCGCUCAACGACGAGCCGGCCUACUCGGACCGGCCGAGGAGGGGGACCCCCGUGGAAAACAACAGGGGCUCGAACUUCGGCCCGCCCCCCCCUAAUUUUCCGAGGAGCACCGAUCGGGGGCCGGGUCGUCACAGUCUGAACUCGUCCUGGCCGAUGUACGGCGGGGGCGGGGCCGGGCCGCGCGCCGAUGCGCCCCCGCCGCAGCCCCGGCACUCGUUCGGUGGCUUUGAGAAUCCCGUCGACAUGCGGGUGAGCCAGGCGCCGCCCGCGACCGCCGCCCCGCCCGACGCCGCCGCGGAGGCGCCGCGACAGGACAAGCGCCAGCCUCCGACGUUUCGAUCGCUGCCCGAAUCGCAGCCGCACCGUCCCCUCACUAGGCCGCCCGUCUUCAACUUCCCCAAAGUAUCGGAGAUUGAAAAGUCGGAGGACGAGAGGAGCGACUCGGGCCUGGUGAUCGACACGGAGAAGUACGACCCCACCGAGCCCACCAACGACGACGACAGCGGGGACGAGGACCGAGCGAGGGCGCGGCCGCCCGCCGCCGCUCCGCCCGCCGCCACUCCACCACCCCCGGCCGCCGUCGCGGCGCCCGUCGCCCCGCUCCCGCCUCCGCCGCCGCCGCCGGCUCUCCCCGACCGAGUUCAGACGAUCCUGGCCGGCAUCGACACGAGCGGGAUGAACGUGUCCCCCGACGUUUUGGACGACGCGGUCCGCCAGGUGCUGAAGGAGCACAGGAAUCUGAUGGCGGCCCCCGGCGCGGCCGACGCCCGCCCCGACGGGAGCGACGGGGACUCCGACGGCGACUGCCCCAACUUCUCCAUAUACUCCGCCACCAGCGUCCACAUCGCCAGCAGCACCGACCUGACGGACGACAUAGCGGACAGGCCCAGCGCCGCCGACGACCUUCAGGAUCUGGUCCAGGAGGACGACGACGCCGCCGACGCGACGCCCGCGCCCCCCGACCACGCGACGGAUAAGAAACUCGACGCCGGCCGGAGCAAACCGGCCCCGAUCGAGGCCGGCUCGAGGAGGACGGAGGAGGAGUACAAGGAGAAGGUUUCCAAGAGAUGCCCGAUAACGACGGUGACCCGAAAUCCUAUAAAGAUCAAGCUGAAUACGCCGUCUCUCAUCAGGCGGCAGGUGUCGCUGUACGACGAGGAGGAGGCGAGCCGGGGGCCCGACGAGCCGGAGAAUCCCGUCGAGGAGGAGAAACCCGACGACGACGCCCCGAGCCGCGUCGCCGACCCCACCUCGCCCGACCGCGCGGACGACAGCGACAGAAAAAUAGACGCCGCGACGACCGCUCAGUUUCGCGAUACGUUUACGAGGGGAUCGCCCAAAAUUACCGAGUCGCCCCAAAAGGAGAUGGAGAGUGCGGACGACGAUGACGGGCGCGUCGAGGACGGCGACCCGGGGGAGAAAUCGGAUUGUCCCUCGGAAAAGUCCGCCGGUGACAAAACACCGAAUGGCUUGGGUCGGUCGCGGGAAGACUUGGACGCGAAUUCCGAUAACGAGUCGCGAUCGCCCUCGCGCUCGCCGACGGAGGAGCCCGACGUGGACAAAGAGAUCGACAACGUCGAGAAGAUGACCGAGUCCAUUAGCGAGACGGAGGACGAGCGGAGUUACACGCCGUGCCUAGACGAGAACAAGUCCACCAAGGACGCGUCCUUCGAGAACGACAAGGACAAGGGCCUGGAGGGCCUCGACACCGAGAUGAUCUCCGAGGACGAGGGGAACGAGAUGUUCUCCGAGAACGAGGGGGCGCCCUCCGUCGCGUCCCGCCGGUCGCCCGUGCGCCCGCCCGCCGAGAGCGAGGAGGGGGAGAUUCCGGAGAAGAAGAAGGAGAGGAGGAGGAGUGGAUCGCGCGAGGAUAGCGGGAAGAAGAAGAAGAAGAAGGAGUCCAAGAAGGAGGGAAAGGAUAGGAGCAAGAGUAAAAAGAAGGGUGGAGAUGUAGCCUUCAAGAAGCUGAGUAGGAGCGGAAAGGAGAGGAACUACAGGGACCGUGACAAGGACGACAAGAAGGACCGAGACCGGCGCGGGUCCGACGCCGAUGCGCGCAAGAAGCGGCGCGAGAAGCGCAAGGAUCUCGAGCGCUACGACGUCCGCACCGUCGUCACCGAGAAGCGCCGCAAGCUCAAGGACCCCUUCGGGCGCGACGUGUCGCCGCGCGGUCGUUCGCCCACCCGCUCCCCCGCGCCCGUCUCCCCCGUGCGCCGCCGCUCCCCCGCGCUGCGUUCCCCCCCGCGCUCCCUGUCACCCGCACGACGCCGCUCGCCCUCCCCGCGCCGCCGCUCGCUCUCCCCGCGCCGCUCGCCCGCCUUCUCCCGCGGCCGCCGCUCGCUGACGCCGUCCCGCCGCUCGCCGGCCCGGCUGCGCCGCUCGCACUCGCGCGGCCAUCGGUCGCCCUCUAGGCCGCGCGAGUCGCAGUCGCGGGGCCGCAAGUCCCCGUCCCGACCGCGUCGCUCACCGUCCCGGCCGCGUCGCUCGCCGUCGCCGACCCGACGCACGACGUCCCGCGGCCGGCGCUCGCCCGCCCGCCGCUCCGCGCCCCGCCGCGCCAGCCCCGCCCGGGCGCGCUCCGCCUCGCGCCCGCGUCGCCGCCGCUCCGCAUCCUCGCCGCGCGCCUCGCCCCGCCGCCGCAGCCCCUCCCGCCGGAAGAGGAGGCGCUCGACCGGGGCGAGCCCCGCGAAGAAGGUCUCCAAGAAGAGGAGGCGGGUGCGUUCCGCCGCCCGGCGCUCGUCCCCCGCGGCCCCGCGCCGCCGGUCGCCGUCGCCGCCGGCCGUCCGCCCGCCGUCGCCCCGCACGCCGCCCUCGCCCGCCGAGCGCGACCCCUCGCCGCGGCCGCGCGCUGACCGCCCGCGCCGCCGGCCCCGCGACGCGCCGCCUCCCUCCAAGGAGGUGUUCACCUCCGGCGACAACAUCCUCGUCAGCGUCAGCUUCAAGGAGCAGGAGCGCGGCGUAGACGGCGAGCGCCGCAAGCGCAAGGAGGCGCGCCGCACGCGCCGCAAGCGCCGCCGCGCCCCCGCCGAGACCGACGCUGCGAAACCCGUCGCCAUCAUCGACCUGGAGCGCUCGCCCUUCCGCGAGCUGACGCCCUCGCCCAAGAACGUGAUCGUGCUCAGCGACAGCGACCCCGGCGAGCGCGAGCUGGCUGCACCCGCCGCGGCGCCUCCCGCGCCCGCCGCGCCGCCCCCCGCCCCCGCCGAGCCCGCGUUGGGCCCGCAGACGCCGCCCGAGCCCGCGGCGCCCCCACCGGAGCCCGCGCCCGCCCCCGCGCCGCCCGAUGCGGAGGAAGGCGGCUCCCCCGACGCCUACGACCCGUUCGAGCCGACGCGCUCGGCGUCGGCGUCGCCGGCGCGAGCGGUCUCCCCGGGUGCCGCGUCGCCGCCGUCGCUGACGCUGGAGGCGGCGCAGCGCAGCAACCUGUCGGCGGAUGAGGUGCUGGCGCGGCGGCCGCUGUCGCCGGCGGAGAAGGUGCUGGCGCUGCUGCAGUCGCAGCGCGCCGCCGAGCCCGAGCCGCCGCCGGAGCCCCCGCGCCCGGAGCCGCCGCGCCCGCUGCCCAAGCUAUUCCCGGGCAAGCCGUCGCCGAUCAAGUCGAACCCGGUGAAGCCGAUGCAGGCGGCGCGGCUGCCGUGGCCGCCGUCGGACGCCGGCGCCUCGCCCUACUCGCCGGGCUCGAGCGACUUCGGCGAGCUGUUCGAGCCGCCCGCGCCGCGCCGCGCGCCCAAGGUCAAGCCGCACAAGAGGAGAGGCAAGGCGGCUGCGGGAGACGAGGAGAACUUCAAGAUGCUGGACGAGCUGCCCGGCUCAGCGGUCGCGCUGCAAGUCAAAAACAAAUUCCUGAAGAAGCUGAACCGGCAGGAGCGCGUGGUGGAGGAGGUGAAGCUGGUGCUGAAGCCGCACUACAACCGCCGUCGCGUCUCCAAGGACGACUACAAGGAGAUCCUGCGCCGCUGCGUGCCCAAGAUCUGUCACAACAAGACGGGCGAGAUCAACCCGACGAAGAUUCAGGCGCUCGUGGAGGCGUACGUCAAGAAGUUCCGGAAAAAACACAAACUGGGCAUCGCGUGACAGCCCUAGUGUAUAGCGACGUAGCGUAGCAGAGGCAGAGUAUUGUAAUUAUAAUUUAUAUUACGGACAAUGUAUUUUACUUAAAUCACUUUAUUUAAAUAAAAAUAUAGGUUUAAUACCCGAUCUACUUUAUUUACUAAAUCUCAUUUUCGCUACUAACGUCACCUCCGAGUAGAAAUAAAAAACGUGUAACUUUAAAGCGUUUAUUCGAUAAUCGAUAAAAACAUGCAAAAUUCGAAACAUGCGACACUUAGAGAGCAAAAACUAUUACAUCUUUGGUUUACUACAAGAUUAAAGA